AUGGAAAGUCCAGAGAGGCCUCCAGGGGCCACUGGAGAUCCAGAAAUCAUGGGACCUGGAUCUGGGGUUGAUUCAUCGACACCCUCCCAGGAACCGUCACAGCUACCUCCAACUACCCGUGCACUGUUUGCAGGACUUGGAGACUGUCAGAAACAGUCCAAUGAACCUACUUUGAGCAACAGCGACGCUCUACAAGCGCCACGACAGACUGGAGAAACCCAACAAGCCCCAGGAACGAUCCUCGAGAAAAGGAAGGCCUCAAGGCUGAUUAUAGGAUCUCGGACUCCUAUAACUAGGUCUGGAUUGAGCGCGGCUCCGAAGAGGAAGAUUACACUUACCGCAAUGCGUGCAGCGAGUGCUCCUGCAGAGGAUAGCCUCCUGAUGGGCCUGAUCGAGGACCUCAACGGCCAUCUGCAAGAGGCGGUCCACCAGCUCUCCGCGGAGCUGACGACUGCCAGAAACGUGAUCAAUACCCAACAGGGCCUCAUUACUACCCUCAACGCUAGGCUAGAGAGCCUAGAGACCUACGUUAACGCCCUACAAAGCCGUCAGAUCCUACCACUCGACCCCUUCGCUGCAACGCGUGAGGUUGCGGCGCACGGGCUACCGCCAAGAGCUGCGUCCACGGGAGGCUUAGCGCCCACCCCAAUACAGCUAGAUGCCGCGCCUGAGAGCCGCGCGAUAUCAGAAUCCAACAAAGGCUACGAAACAAGCCUACCUGGAACCGCCGCGAAGACCACCAAACAGCCCGAAACUACCGCUAAGCCACUGACCAAGCCCGCACCUACGAAAUGGGCCACUAUUGCCACAAAUAACACCCAAUCUGGAGGAUGGAAAACCGUCCAGUAUAAGAAACAAGCCUUGGCACCCUCGAAGGCUCUGUCAACAACUAAUUUGAAGCCCGUAAGUACCCGGAGUAAGGAGGAGAGGCGCCUAAUCUUUAGACGACGAUAUCCUAAAGAUGCUCCUACCGCAUUGAAAGCCGAUAUCCUCUUAGCCCUUAACCGUGCCCUUGCUAAGGCAGGCUUUCCUGACUUUGUAAGAGCGGUCGAUUCUGGAUACGCAGCCUCAGGGGCCUUGACAGUGCUCCUAGAGCGAGGCACUCGCAGCAGCACCCUCGUGCCCGUCUACAACGAUACUCUACUAGCCGCUGUAAGGCAAACAGACCCGGUAGACCUCGCCAUGACCCGGACCGUGGGUCCCUCCUCGCGACCCGCGACCCUCCCCUCCGGAGGGUCGGGUCGUAGAUUGACGACCCUCACCGCACCUGAGGGUCAUAGAAUCUUUGGAGGGUCACCCGCCAAGCGACCCUCACGGCCCGCAUAUGCAUAA
Molecule: messenger RNA, 1332 nt
Organism: Talaromyces stipitatus ATCC 10500
Lineage: Eukaryota; Fungi; Ascomycota; Eurotiomycetes; Eurotiales; Trichocomaceae
Exons: 2
Coding region: 1-1332 (443 amino acids)
Source: RefSeq, a predicted model, not a curated record